Messenger RNA from Vidua macroura (Pin-tailed whydah), 1722 nucleotides. It is a transcript of the gene GALNT14, whose product is annotated as polypeptide N-acetylgalactosaminyltransferase 14. Bases 42 to 1700 code for a protein of 552 amino acids. The transcript is spliced from 15 exons. Lineage: Eukaryota; Metazoa; Chordata; Aves; Passeriformes; Viduidae. Gene Ontology annotation, cellular component: Golgi apparatus. The record is from RefSeq and is a predicted model, not a curated record.
GCCUCCCGGUGCCCCCGCCGGACUUUUCCCUCCUCCCGAGAAUGAGGCGGCCGACGCGGCGGCUGGCGCUGUCUCUGCUGGGGGUGCUCUGGCUCGCCGCCCUCCUCCUCUUCUUCUUCGGGGCGCGGAGGAAGUUGGAGGCGGCGGAGCCCGAGGGACACACGCCGGAGGAAUCGGACGUGGACUGGGACGACCUUUGGGAUCAGUUUGAAGAGCGGAGGUACCUGAGUGCCCGGAGGUGGAAGGGCGGCGAGGACCCGUACCGGCUCCAUGCCUUUAACCAGCGGGAGAGCGAGAGGAUCCCCAGUGACCGCGCUGUCCGCGACACCCGCCAUCACAGGUGUACGACUUUGCGCUACAGCCAGGACCUCCCGCCCACCAGCGUGAUCAUCACAUUCCACAACGAGGCCAGGUCCACCCUGCUAAGGACAAUUCGGAGCGUGCUGAACCGCACCCCAGUGCACCUCGUCCAUGAAAUCAUACUCGUGGAUGACUUCAGUGAUGACCCUGAUGACUGCCGCUUGCUGGGCCAGCUCCCCAAGGUGAAGUGCUUGCGGAACGGACGGCGGGAAGGUCUGAUUCGGUCCCGAAUCCGAGGGGCAGACGUGGCAAAAGCCGGUGUCCUGACCUUCCUGGACAGUCACUGCGAGGUGAAUAAGGACUGGCUGCUCCCUCUGCUGCAGAGGAUCAAAGAGGAUCCCACCCGAGUGGUCAGUCCCGUUAUUGACAUCAUCAACCUGGACACUUUUGCCUAUGUGGCAGCUUCCUCAGACCUCAGGGGAGGUUUUGACUGGAGUCUGCAUUUCAAAUGGGAGCAGCUUUCCCCGGAGCAGAAAGCCAAACGACUUGAUCCCACCGAGCCCAUUAAGACACCCAUCAUUGCUGGGGGGCUGUUUGUGAUCGACAAGGCCUGGUUCAACCACCUGGGGAAGUACGACAGUGCCAUGGACAUCUGGGGUGGGGAGAACUUUGAAAUCUCUUUCCGUGUGUGGAUGUGUGGAGGGAGCCUGGAAAUCAUUCCCUGCAGCCGUGUUGGGCACGUCUUCCGGAAGAAACAUCCCUACGUCUUUCCAGAGGGAAAUGCCAAUACAUACAUUAAGAACACCAAGCGCACGGCCGAGGUGUGGAUGGACGAGUUCAAGCAGUACUACUACGCCGCCCGGCCCGCAGCCCAGGGGAGGCCCUUUGGGAACAUCCAGAGCAGAGUGGAGCUGCGGAAGAAGUUGAAAUGCCACAGCUUCAAGUGGUACCUGGAAAACGUUUAUCCCGAACUUCGGAUUCCCGAGGAAUCACUCUAUCAGACUGGGAUCAUCAGGCAAAGGCAGAGCUGCCUGGAGUCACACAAGUCUGAAGACCAGGAGUUCCCCAUCCUGAGUUUAACUUCUUGUAACAGCAGCAAGGGCACAGUGCCAAAGGCACAGGAAUGGACGUACACAUACAACCACCAUGUCCGCCAACAGCAGCUGUGUUUGUCUGUGUACACCCUCUUCCCUGGUUCCCAGGUGCUGCUGUCACCUUGUAAAGAAGGUGACAACAAGCAGCGCUGGGGCAAAGUCGGGUCACACAUUGAGCACAUAGCUUCACGCUUUUGCUUGGACACUGAGACCAUUGGGGACACCCACGAGAGCAUCAAAGAGCUCGUCAUCAACCCCUGUGAGAGCACAGCCAUGAGCCAGCGCUGGGACAUGGUGAUGUCUUGACCUGCUGGAGGAUGUGCGCGGC